Molecule: messenger RNA, 3551 nt
Organism: Paramacrobiotus metropolitanus
Lineage: Eukaryota; Metazoa; Tardigrada; Eutardigrada; Parachela; Macrobiotidae
Exons: 10
Coding region: 731-3208 (825 amino acids)
Molecular function (GO): hydrolase activity, acting on ester bonds
Source: RefSeq, a predicted model, not a curated record
CAGGUUUUUUUUUAAAUACACCGAUACAGUUUUAGUUACCUAAAUUAAUCGCAAGAAUGUCAGAUAUCCAGAAUGUAAAAUUGUUUUUAUGAAACUGGAGAAAAUUAAGCCGAGUAAGAUUUGUUUCGAACUCUGAACGAAUGACGAAUCCUGAUUAUGCUUACCUAUAAGCUGGUAAAAAUUUAGAAAAAAAAAGUUACUCUGCACGAUCGCUGAACUUCCACUUCCUUUUAAGAUCUCCUAUCUCAUCUGUUCGAUCUCCGGUUUGUUCUGCCGUGAAUGCACGAUUUGUGGCAUCACCUUUUGCACUGUUAUAUGUUACCAUGUAUAUUCAAUAGAUUGGUAUCAUACCGGUAGGAGCUGAAGAACGGCAUUGAAGGUCUUGCUGGAACGGUUGGCACUUGGAUGCUCGUGUAACACUGUAACGCUGAUGUUACGCACCCAUUGACGCUUUCUGAUCGCAGGAUGUCUUUGUGAUUUUUUGUUGUUCAUUCUUAUUGCAUGCACUACGUAUUUCUUGGUUACGAACUGAAUUGAGAUUGGAAGGAUCAUCUUAAUUGCAUGGAAUGUUUAUCGAUAUUCUGUCCCUUGCUCCAACCUUAUCAGCGUUGUGUUCCAUCGUUUCCAUGAUUAAAUUCACCAAGUCCUUAAAACUGGAAGCGUGCGCGUGUCGGUGGUAUUCAGACUGCAUCUUGCGCUGAUCGCAGUAUUGCAUCGGAACUUUAACAAAAUGGAAGAACCUAGCAGUCACGGCAGCGAAGGCGAUGUCCGUCGAUUCCAUCCUACAAUGGCGUCUCCGGAAAAAGAUCGCUCCAGUAAAGUCCGUGGACGUGAAAACACUCGGUUCAGAAUUCCGUCAAUCGUCGUCAAAGAGACACUUCCUACGCAGACUGAUGUGCUAUCUCUGGCGGAUCCCGUCGCUCGCAGCCUUCGUCUGGAUAAUAAAAAGAUGACGGGAAAGCAUUUUGCGCACUUUAAUACGGCGGCUACGAGAAAGCUAAUCAACGGGCGCUGGGUUGUCUUUAUCGGGGAUUCUGUGGUUCGAGCCAUGUACAAGGAUCUCGUGCACAUGGUUAACAACGCCAUAUCCCUGGUGUAUCCAUACGAUCUGGCUAAGAAGGGGGAAAUCUCUUUUGAGCACGACCAAUUACUGCAUGGCGAUAAGCUGGCGAACCGGGAGCCCACUAACGGUAUCGACUAUGAGGAAGUGCGCGCUUUCCUUCCUCGUUGUAUGGAUUGUCGCGGCAUGAUUUCGUUUUGCUUUACCACGAAAUUCUGGAAUUCUAACCUUGAGCGUACGCUGAAAUACGAAUUUUUCGACUCCCGACAGCAGUUUGGCCAACCUGAUGUCGUGUUCGCUAAUUCAUGCCUUUGGGAUCUGGCACGAUACGGAGAUUUUAAGAAUGAAGAAGAUAUGAAAACGAGAUAUCGGAAUAGUGUGGAAACGUUUAUUGAUGAAUUCAAAAGAGUGAGCAACAACAAAACUCUUUUGGUGAUUAUGUCCACUCUUCCUGUCUCCACGCACUGUACCGGUGCAUUUCUGCUGGACGAAGAUAAAGACAAGAAAAGUGAUUUGUGGAAAAAGGUGAAGACGGCUAAUAUUAUCUGCGCGAAAGUUGUGAAAGAAAAAACGGAAAGGGGAUAUAGUGUGGUGUAUUUGGAUCUGCAUACAUUGGCUAUAAACUUGGAUCUGUCACCCUGGAUGGAGAACGAUGGGACACACUGGAAACCUCCUGCCCAUAGAGUGUUUUCCUAUUGUAUUCUCUCUUUUAUGCAGUCGUUCGUGGGGAUGCCUUUACCAACGGAAAAUUUUGAUGCAUAUUUGCGGGCUUGUGAUGAUUUAUUCCGUUUUAAUGAGUAUCGAAGAUGGCUUGCGCUACGAAUUAUGAAAAAGACCCGCCGUAGUAUGGAAGAAAUCAUAAGAACUAUCGAGGACCGGUUUUCUAAGAAAGAUGGCGAUCUGGAAAUUGCUUACGCCCACGAUUAUUCGCGACGCCCUCCUGCUCGCUCCUUCAGACCGAAUGGGCAUGCAAAGCAGAUUGCACGGACUUCGGUAGAAUAUGGGUAUCAACCGCCGCCACUCCCGCUUUAUCCACCAGUGCCGUCGUUAGUUCCCUUUCAGCCAGUAAUGCCAUUUGCGUUGCAUCAAGAUACGGAUUUUCCGAUGCAAAGCUUUUCGAACGGCUGUAUUCCAAAUGGAGAGCUACAACCCAUGGUGCCGCCGGCACCUGUUGUGUAUGAGAACAUUAAAAAGCGCCAUCAUAACAACGAUCAGCCAUCAAGCAGUGUAAAGCACAAAGCGUCCCGUUCAGAUCGUCGAGGUUCCAGAACACAGGUCAAGUCAGUACGGGAGGAGGCAGUUGUGCAGCAGGAAUACAGUCCCAAACUCCCCAUGGCGCUGGAGGAAUAUAAUCCUGAGUAUUGCAUUCAUAACGAAGACGAAGAUCUCGCAGCCGGUGCUGACGCGGAACAGUUUUACAAUAACAUGUUCCGAUAUACGUUCCAAGAGAACAAUGAAGACACGGAAGUAAGAAAUCCCAACAACAUCAUCGUUCCAACAAAAAAGCCAUCAGAAGACGACCUGGGAUCGUACUCGCCAAACGAUUUAAACUUUGACGAUCCGUCUGUUCCCACGGCUAAGCCAGGUCGAGAAAGUAAAGGGGUGGGAGAGCUAAUGCACCGCGUUUUCCCGAUGGCGACGUCGUCUAGCAACGUUCUACUGCCCACUUCUGGACUGUUGCAGACGCCGGGUUUACUUCCUGAGCCGCCCGUUAGUCAAGUUCCUUUGCCCCAUAUUUCCACAUUGGCAGAAGUGGAAUCAGUUCAUGCUGGUCGUUCUGUUGUGCCUCCUGGAUAUCCUCCGGCGCCACCACCCCCUCGUGCUUCCCAGAAACCACCUCCACCCCCACCGUUGGCGCAGUACCGUCCUCCACCACCGCCACGUGCAGCAGAUUGGCCGCCGCCUCCACCGCCACCCCAACAGCUGCAGCCUCCUCCUCCACCAGGUCAGCCCUACCAAGAUUAUUCUUCCGAUGUGUAUUACGAUACAGUGAACCAGCAGGCGAGGGACUACUACCAUCAACCUGAAAGGUCUGCGGGUUGGAAUGGAGAAGGCACAUCUGCUCCCUAUGCUGGCCAAGGAUCAUUGUCUGCUGCCGGUCAGACUGAUUAUUCUGGCGAUGAAUACAUGGAUUGGGAGUACCAGUGAAAGUCGUAAGCAUUGUCUUCGCAGCAGACGUUCUGUAUGUGUCUGGAUUAAUGUGAUGUUUGGAUCUUUUGUUCGAUUGCAUUUGCGGUCGACUUUGCCUUCCUGGCCGUUCCAGUAUUAUGCGUUGUUGUACGUCGCCAAAGGUUUUGGUUACAAUACCAGAGCUGUACCUACUUGUAACUUUGUUGAUAUAAAUUUUUUAACCCGGAAAUUGUAUAAUAAACAGUAGCUUACCGAAUUUUGUAAUUCGAUUUCUUUAAGGCGUCUAUGAUUUCUUUAAUGAGAGGUUCCUUUGCUCUUUGGCUUUUUUUUCAGAAAUCUAAUAAAGCCGAUUCUAAUUAGG